Molecule: messenger RNA, 1721 nt
Organism: Thamnophis sirtalis
Lineage: Eukaryota; Metazoa; Chordata; Lepidosauria; Squamata; Natricidae
Source: RefSeq, a predicted model, not a curated record
GCGCCGGAGCCUCGCGGCGGAGAUGAGCGCUUCGCGGGGCCUUUGCACGUUGGCGCAGCUGCAGCCGCUGGAAGAGCAACCGGACAGCGUCAAAGUCUUAAGGCUGACCCUUCAGAAUGACCUUCCCGGGGACCGACCAGACCAAAUGAGCCAAAAGCCGGUGGGACGAGCCUUCGCCAUGGUGGCCAACCGUCCGGCCAGCAGCCACGGCCUGGCGUCCGAAUGCAUCAAGUCUAACGAGGGGGACGAAGAGAUAAUUAAGUUUCCCUCCAAUAAGUCAAACGGCUUCCAGCCUCUUCGGACAGUCACGUACCGCACCGUAUCCAUAAGCCAGGACGAACCCACCUAUCCCACCGAGGACAUCUCCAUCAUGCGCGAGACGACCAAGAGACUCUUUUCAAAACUUCAGGAGGCCGAGAAGAGGCACCAGUCUGAUCGCUCGGCCUACGAGACGUCCAUCUCGCAUUAUCGGAGGGAAGCGGAGCACUCGGGCAUCGCCCUCCGGAAAGCCGAAACGGAACUGGAAAUGAAGGACCUUAAAUUGGAAGAACUGCAACGGCUCCUCACCGGCAUGGAGAAGGAACACCAGAUCCUCCGGCAGAAAGUUCGGGAUGGCGAAAUGCAACUGGAAGAUCUGCGGAGCUCGGAGAAGGACAAGGCAGCCGAGCAGGAAAGGUCGGCUAAGUUAGAGAAGGAGGUCGCUGGUCUCCGGGAGAAGAUCCACCACCUGGACGACAUGCUGAAGAGUCAGCAGCGGAAAGUCCGGCAUAUGAUUGAGCAGCUGCAGAACUCCAAGACGGUCAUCCAGUCGAAGGACACCAUCAUCCACGAGCUGAAGGAACGGGUGGCGUAUCUGGAAGCCGAGAACCUGGAAAUGCACGACCGCAUGGAGCACUUGAUUGAAAAGCAGGCCCACCCCGCGUCCUUCAACAACCGCAGCCGCUCGAAGUCGGAGACCGUCAGCAGCAAAAGGUUCACCAAGCCUGUGGGACCGAAACCUUUGCCCCUCAUCCGAGUCUUGGAAACAUGAACGGGAUUUCGGCACUCUGCCUGGCAAGAUCGCGCCACACCGCAAACCCGCUGGAUGCCGGCCGCUGCCUCUUGUUUAUCACUUCGUCCAUCACCCCCCAUGUUCCUCACUCUCCCCUCCUGUGCCAAGGGGAGGGUGUUGGCACGAGCAGGAAGGCCUCCCCAGGCCCUAAAAGCGGUGAAUUUUAUACCGGAUCGAGGCGGAGGAAGAGGGAAACGCAUGACUAGCAGAAGAAGAAAAUUGGAGCGAGUGAAUAAAACGGGUUCAGUUUAGGAAAAAUAAAAAAGGACAGUGCCUUUUAAAACUUCCCGGCUGCCCCAAUUUCAUAGCUUUGGUUCCUGGGCAAACUUAUUUUGGGGUAGAGAGAGAGAAGGGAAGGAGCGUUAGUGGCUUUUCCCUUGAAUAAAGCGUCAUUCAAAUUUUUAAAAAACCCUUUUAUUCUUCUUUGCCUUGUGAGCGAGGCGCUUCAUCCCUCCCCGUUAUUUUAAAAACCCAUUUUAACCUCUCGCCUCCCCCAAAAUAAAACCAACCAAGCUGAGAUUCCUCUUUGCCCCCCACCCUGGUGGAGGGUGGUGGUGGUGGAGAGACUUGUAAUAAAUCCCUGUAAUUUAAUUUAGAGCCCGUUUUGUGUUUCUGUACAUAUUUAUCUAUGAAAUAAACUCAAGGAUGGUCUUUAAAGAAAUGUGCCUGA